Messenger RNA from Ylistrum balloti, 546 nucleotides. RefSeq lists its product as uncharacterized. The record is from RefSeq and is a predicted model, not a curated record. Bases 1 to 546 code for a protein of 181 amino acids. The transcript is spliced from 3 exons. NCBI's taxonomy places the organism in Eukaryota, Metazoa, Mollusca, Bivalvia, Pectinida, Pectinidae.
AUGUGUACAUCAACUGAAUUAUUGUUUCUCGUCACUUUGGUUCUGGCGGUAGCCCCAAUAAGUGCUCACCGGUAUCAUCAAUUUAGACCAGGAAGUGGGCCGAUGAUCAUUUCAAAGCUUCCAAACAUAAUUUACCCAAGUACAUCCAGCGUCUUGUUGCCAGGACAGCAGCUCUUCCCAAAUACGUACACGUCACAGUUUCCUACAAUUCCACAGAUUCCCGCCAUUUCGUCCCAGCAGCAAACUGUACGACCAAUGACAGGAGAGUUCUGGCAGACACAGCCUAAUGCGGUACAGCGCGUUCCUGCUUCAGUGUCCCGAUGCCGUACAAGCCGUGGCUGUGCCUCUGGUGAAGAGUGUGUUUUCGCUGACAAUUGGCAGUGUCCAGACUGGAUCCCCAACCUUAAAUGCCAGUGUCGACAAGGUUGUCGUCAUCAGAACACUUUCAUACCGUUUGGAAAGACAGUUAUUGUGGACAAAUGUGGUAACAAAUGUUCCUGUUUUAAUGUAUAUGGCGCCCCGGAGUGUUCCUUUGAGAGCUGCUGA